AUGUCCUCCUCUUCCUCUUCCGCCAAACCCUCCUCCUCCUCCUCUGGCGCCAAGCCAUCGUCAUCCUCUUCUUCUUCCGCUGCUAAGCCCUCAUCAUCAUCCUCAUCGUCCGCCGCCAAACCAUCCUCUUCUUCCUCUUCUUCUUCCUCAACCCCAAAACCCGCCAGCCCACAAUCGAUGCCAACGAUCUCCGCCAACGCUUGGAUGUCAUUCUUCCUCUUCUGCUGUCUUGUGCUCAUCAUCCUCCAAGGGCCUUUGGGUCUGACGGGCGGGGGCAGUUUGCCUGGUGUGGCGCAGUGGGGUCAGUGGCCGAAUUGGGGCGGGGGGUGGUGGACUGGGACCGGGGGUUGGGGUGCGAUGGGGGGUGCACCGGGGUGUGUAGGGCUCGUAGCCGAAGUGAUACCAUGGUGCCAGAACCAAACUCCCAUCCAACCUCAACCUCAGCCCAUCCUCCGGAUCACUCAACCUCAAGUCAUCCAUCGAUACUCUCCGCCUAUCGCUCGAUACUUGCCCCACCCUCAGCCCCAACAGCCGAGAGUGGUAAGCUAUCAACAGACGCAGGGGUCUCAGAUGGGUGGACAGGGAGGGUUUGCGACGCCGGAAGGCGGGGCGGGUUGGAGUUGGUUUGCGAAUGGGCCGUCGAGUGAGAACACGGUCAGGCAGUAUGCUUCGCAGCCGCAGGGUCGACUUCAGCUGCAAGUAUCUACUGGACCUCAGCAGCAGCCAGGUAAGCCUCUAUCCCGUCUCUCUGCUUCCUUGCUUCAUGCUCGUCGUCAUCUGUUCCCUUCUCCACAUAUCCUGGAUCACUUGUGGUGUUUGUACCAACUGACGAAAAAGCCUAUCCAUCCUACGACUCCCUUCCACAACCGGUCCAAACCCAAAAUCAAUACGCAUGUACAAUCUACCAACCAUGGUACUGCGCUCCCAUAUACGCUUACGCUUACGAAUACCCCGCUCAUCUCUUACCCCCUACUCAUCCUCAACAUCCGCAUUAUCAAUACUACCUCCAACAACAACAACAACAACGGGCUGUUUAUCGAUAUCAACAACCAUACGCUCAACCUGGCGCUUACGCAAACGCAAAUGGGUAUUAUGCCAAUCCCAACAAUGCCGCCAACGCACCGCCACCUCCGGCUGGGUAUGCUUAUGGGAUGCAUCAACAAUCAGGCUCUAUCGUGCAACAUCAAUCACAAGGCGCCCCUCCUCCUCCUCCUGGACCGGGGCCGGUGA
Cryptococcus wingfieldii CBS 7118 is the source of this 1230-nucleotide messenger RNA. RefSeq lists its product as hypothetical. The transcript is spliced from 2 exons. The record is from RefSeq and is a predicted model, not a curated record. Bases 1 to 1230 code for a protein of 409 amino acids. Lineage: Eukaryota; Fungi; Basidiomycota; Tremellomycetes; Tremellales; Cryptococcaceae.